Molecule: messenger RNA, 1983 nt
Organism: Aspergillus affinis
Lineage: Eukaryota; Fungi; Ascomycota; Eurotiomycetes; Eurotiales; Aspergillaceae
Exons: 1
Coding region: 1-1983 (660 amino acids)
Source: RefSeq, a predicted model, not a curated record
AUGCAUCGCCGUUCGACGUCCGGUCGCUCCUCCAACAACCCCAAUGUCUUUUCCGAUGAAUACUCGCUGGAACCGAUAGAUUCGGAACAAUCGACUCUCACUCCUCGAAGUCCCUCUAUUUCGUCCAUCGCCUCUUCCAAUACUCUUCGGUCGUCGGUACCCCAGCAGAAACCGUACGCUACGGUCCCCAAUGAGCCGGAGACGACGGAGAAUCCUUUCGGUGAUGAAGCUCGCCUCUCUUUCGAUGACCAACACCGAUCGAGUCUUCCCCAGAAGGGAAUGGACCUCAACCGGAACUCGGUAGCAUCCACAAAUACUGCUCCUUCAAUCACGCAGCGCAGCCAGAGCACGUCAUCGCGGUUCUCCAUGCCCCCUCGGGCCCUCAGCCCUUACACGGGCGCUACCGGACCCAGCCAUCCUUAUGCAAUGUAUCCGCAGGUCGGUGUCAGCCGCUCCCCUAGUGUAACCACCACCUCGACCGUACGACCGAUGGACCGACCGUUGGGAGACACGAAUGCCCCUCAGCAUCCCUACGCCAUGUACCCACAGAACGUUGUACCGGAAGAGGGGAUCGAUGCUCCAGUGAUCCCUCUUGGCUUUCCCGGGCACCCCCAAGCCUACCAGCGACCGCCUAAUCGUGCCGAUGAUGAUGUGGGGGAUUUGAUCGGACCUGAUGGCCACACUGAACAACUCCCACCCUAUUCACGAUACCCUGAAAAUGCCGUUCCGAAGGUCGAAGACCAGCCGCCUCAGCCGGUCGCCGAUGCUCCGACGGCCCCUCCGCCUGAACCUCCCCGGAAUGAACCGGCAGCUAUCCCCGUUGUCGAAGUUGCUGCCGCGGGAGUGGUCGGCGGAGGUCAGGCCUCGCCACUUCCCGUCCAGCAUCCCGAGCCACCGGAGGAACCCCCGGCGACCGGGAUCAUGGCAUUCGAAGAGAAGUUAAAGACGAAGGGCAAGAAGAAAGCCUGCUGUGGGCUGCCAGUCUGGACCUUGGUUCUAGUCGGUGUGGUCAUGCUUGUGGGAGGCUGUAUUGGUGGAGUUAUUGGUGGAGUUUUGGGAGCCAAAAAAGCGGCAAGCGAGGAGAAGGAGAAGGGCCAUGGCCCGCAGAUUGUCACCACAACAGCCACCCCCCGAAUGGACGCGACGCCCAUCUCGACAAUUCCGUCCAACCUGAUGACGCUUCCCACGGGUAAUUUCAUGAUCCCCGCGUACGCGAAGAAUCAGUCGAAAUUCUGCAUCUCCGAUUCGGACUACACUCGCUCCUGGAGCUGUAUGACGUCAGGAAACGUUCCCAUUUCGAUUUCGGGGACUCAGUCCCAGCCUAAUGUUUCGUUUAAACAUGAGCAUUUCACCUCGUCUUUUACUUAUGGUGCCCAGGCACCAUAUUUCGCUAGUCCUACACAGUCCCUGAGUCUAAUGAUGGACUCUAGCGAUCUCAGCCUGGGUCCAGCGUGGACUUUCUUUUCCCUCUUCGACAAGCUUGUGAUUGUUCCGCAGGAUUCAUUCCCAUCCAAUGCCGCCUCAAAACGGUCGGUCCCUGAGGAUGAAGUGCUCGCCACCUCUUAUUAUCGCAAAAAGGCAGCUCAGUCUGGGGACAAGCCGUGGUUCUGCUGGUGGAAUAGCACGGUGAUGGAAUUUUUCUUGUACGCCAACGAAACCACGAAGGAGUCUCGGGACAGUUCGGGCGCGACCCUUUUGGAGGCCGAGCCAUCGCAAACCUCGAAAAGCACAUCGACGCCUGAUUAUCCCCGCCGUAUCAAGAUGGAGGAGAAGCGAGAUUAUCCCGAGGCGCAGGCACCCUAUUGCCAACAAAUGCAAGUGAUGGAUAACGGCUCAAUUCAAACCGUAUCACCCGCGACGAUCCAGAUUAAGGAGAUGGAACCGACCCCAACGACGACAAUGAAAGGUGUUGGCAGUACCCAAACCUACACGGCCAAGGCGCAGUAUGCUAGCGUUUGCUACUGUGUCUCCUUGACUGACUAG